AAGUUGUUAACCAGUCGAUGACACGUCCAUGUUGUUUGUUGUGAUAAUCGUAACUAAAUAAUUUUAACGUUUCUAUUUAGUUAAUGUCUUGACAUUCAAAAUGAUGCGAAGAAAUGGUGGCAUGGCUAAAGUAGUCGUCUGUAUAGUUGCGUUUUUUGGUCUCGUUUAUUUUAUUUAUUUGUACAACGACUUGUCCGGGCAGUUGAAAAACACGGAACGUUCUGCAGAAAGGUACAGAAGAGAACAAGAAUCGGUUUCGGCCCAGUUACAAGACCAGAUUAUUGCAAAAGAUGAGCUGAAACAGAGAUGUGAUAAUGAAAAAGAACAGAUGACAAACAGACUAAACUCACAGCAACAGCAAUAUAAAAUGCUAAAGAGUCAGCAUGAAGACAUGGAGACAGAGUUUGGUCGUUUACAAAAUGAGAAGGAAAAAGAGAAUGAGGAACACAAGAAACAGGACGAGGAACGUGCAAUAGAAUAUAACCAGUUUAAACAGGAAAAAUCCCUCGAAAUAGCUAGUCUUAAAGAUGAUAAAGCACAUUUGCCAGUUCUCAAUGCAGGGAGAGUGUAA
Molecule: messenger RNA, 571 nt
Organism: Mercenaria mercenaria
Lineage: Eukaryota; Metazoa; Mollusca; Bivalvia; Venerida; Veneridae
Product: rho GTPase-activating protein gacV-like
Exons: 5
Coding region: 101-571 (156 amino acids)
Cellular component (GO): Golgi apparatus; Golgi membrane
Source: RefSeq, a predicted model, not a curated record